GUCAUCUCUCUGCUGGCCACACGCAAACAUAUUUUUCGACAUUGAGUUGAUUCAUUCGGCUCUCGAAACUUUAGCUAUGCGGACAGGGCGUAUACUUGUUGCCUUGAUUUUUCUGGCUUUAAUAGUUCCUUUUCAAUCAGCCAAGUGCAAGGCAGCUCCCAAAUCUGUGCAGAAUGUUAACGUCUGUUGUCCAGCCCCAAUGCCAAAUUGGGGAGUUUAUAAUAGCGAGUGCCAUAAAUCUGGAACACAGCCAAGCUGCCGCCUGGCUUGUAUCUUUAAUGCCAGCUCAGUUCUGCAGGGCAAUCGAUUGAUUCAAGGCAAAGUACGACCCAUGUUGGAAAGGGCAUUUGCCAGUGAACCCACCAUCGAUGUAUAUGAGUCAAACUUUGCCAGAUGCUCAUCGGUGGUAAGGAGCAAAUACCAGGAACUUUCUCCUUUGAGUCGACAAAGUGACGCCUGCGACAGACACGCCCUCUUCUAUAGCCUAUGUGCAUAUGCCCGCUUGAUAUUUACCUGUCCGGAUAAAAUGUGGCAGAGGAAUAAUAGGAUGUGCCAAGAAGCCAAGGCCUAUGCGAAAAACUGCCCAUGGCCAGCACUAAAAAUGUUCAUGAAAAACACUUAAGAAUAAAAUCUUAACAGCUAGAA
Messenger RNA from Drosophila suzukii, 645 nucleotides. It is a transcript of the gene Obp50a, whose product is annotated as Odorant-binding protein 50a. The record is from RefSeq and is a predicted model, not a curated record. NCBI's taxonomy places the organism in Eukaryota, Metazoa, Arthropoda, Insecta, Diptera, Drosophilidae.